Messenger RNA from Camelina sativa (false flax), 1427 nucleotides. Its product is annotated as serine/threonine-protein phosphatase PP2A-4 catalytic subunit. The record is from RefSeq and is a predicted model, not a curated record. Gene Ontology annotation, molecular function: protein serine/threonine phosphatase activity. Lineage: Eukaryota; Viridiplantae; Streptophyta; Magnoliopsida; Brassicales; Brassicaceae.
UUCACGCGCCCCCUCUCAUUUCGAGUUCCUCUCACUCUUCUGCGCUUCGAGAAAGAGAGAGAGAGAGAGACAGAGAGAGAGAGAGAGAAAGAGAAAAUAAAAAAAGCGAAGAAGACGCAGAAACCAUCCAAUUUAGGGUUAGGGCUGUCCCCUAAUCUGGAAACCUGUUGCUGGUUUCUGAUCUGUGUUUUUCGGAUCCAAAAAGAUGGGCGCGAAUUCGCUUCCGACGGAUGCAACACUCGAUCUAGAUGAGCAGAUCUCGCAGCUCAUGCAGUGCAAGCCCCUCUCUGAGCAACAGGUUAGAGCAUUAUGCGAGAAAGCUAAGGAGAUCUUGAUGGAUGAAAGCAAUGUUCAGCCUGUUAAAAGCCCUGUGACAAUCUGCGGUGAUAUUCAUGGACAGUUUCAUGAUCUUGCAGAGCUUUUCCGUAUAGGGGGAAAGUGCCCUGAUACCAACUAUCUGUUUAUGGGAGACUAUGUUGACCGUGGAUAUUAUUCUGUCGAAACUGUUACGCUGUUAGUUGGCUUGAAAGUACGGUAUCCACAGCGAAUCACUAUUCUUAGAGGAAACCAUGAAAGUCGUCAGAUUACUCAGGUUUAUGGAUUUUAUGAUGAAUGUCUGCGAAAGUAUGGCAAUGCAAAUGUUUGGAAAAUAUUUACAGACCUCUUUGACUACUUCCCACUGACAGCCUUGGUCGAGUCGGAAAUAUUCUGCCUUCAUGGUGGAUUGUCACCAUCUAUUGAGACACUUGACAACAUUAGGAACUUCGAUCGAGUUCAAGAAGUUCCGCAUGAAGGACCUAUGUGUGACUUAUUAUGGUCUGAUCCUGAUGACAGAUGUGGCUGGGGAAUCUCUCCUCGUGGUGCUGGAUAUACAUUUGGUCAGGACAUAUCCGAACAAUUCAAUCACACUAACAACUUAAAGCUGAUCGCCCGAGCGCAUCAGCUGGUUAUGGAUGGAUUCAACUGGGCACACGAGCAAAAGGUGGUUACUAUAUUCAGUGCACCAAACUAUUGCUAUCGCUGUGGAAACAUGGCCUCAAUUCUUGAGGUCGACGACUGCAGGAACCACACGUUCAUUCAGUUUGAACCAGCACCAAGGAGAGGAGAGCCAGAUGUCACUCGAAGGACACCCGACUACUUCCUAUGAAGACACUCAGCUCCUCCUGCAGCGGCGAAGUCCAGUUGUUGGUUUUUGAAGAUCUCUGCUUAUUCCAUUUGGUUAACGCAUUUGUGUUCCAGGUUGCUUAAAAUCAAUUUAGCCCUCUCCCUUGGAAUAGUGUAAUAUAGGCAAAGAGGUCAAUGAACUUUAAAACCUCUCAUGAACAUUUGUUUGGCUGAACUUAUUUAGCUCCCUUUUGCAUCAGAAUAUGUUUAUUGUGAGAUAUUAUUUCUAUUUAUUUUAUGUUAUUCUUCCCCUUUGUUCCAUA